Molecule: messenger RNA, 2076 nt
Organism: Daldinia caldariorum
Lineage: Eukaryota; Fungi; Ascomycota; Sordariomycetes; Xylariales; Hypoxylaceae
Exons: 2
Coding region: 318-1649 (443 amino acids)
Source: RefSeq, a predicted model, not a curated record
CAUUCGGACAUCAUGUCGAAUCCAUAAUUCAUCUAACUGGAACGCAUUACUUUCCUAGUAAUUCGUUUAAUUGCUCUCUCUUGCAUGCACUGCAUUUGAUCUCUCCCCAUCCAAUUAAACCAACACAAGGGAAUAGUAUUCCAAUCCACAUAAGAGGAAGCGGCUUACAUGAAUUAAUAAAUAAGGCCGUCUUAUCGGGGGCCUUGUCACGCAACGCGCUAAAGCUUAGGAUUACCACGGCGCAACUUUCGAAGGGUUGGGAGCCACACGCCCACACCCACAUCCACGCCCACGCCCACGCUCACGUUCGGUCAGCCAUGCAGAGAUCUGCAUCUUCGACGCCGACGCAGAAUGCGACUCCUUUCUUUUCCACCAAUAUCUGGGGGAACAGCAGUAGCUCCAAUUCGAAUUCCAACGCACAGGCGCAAUCGAACCAAGGUGGUCGUAGCUCUAGCAGAUCGCGUCCCGGUACCAGCUCCGGCGACAAAGACAAAGAAAGGGAACCUAACAUCCUAAUUAAAGAACGCGAUCACAAACCUUCUUUUGGGCGCAAACCGUCAUUCUCUUCCCCUUCCAAGGGAAAGCGACGGGGGAGUUCGUCCAAUGCAGGAGCAGGAACGGGAAGUCAGAUCAGGACCGACGCUGCUAUACCUCCCGCUAUCCCCCCUGACUUUGCGCUCGCUGCUGCCGCCAAAUUGGCGAAGGAGUCCGACAUAGUAAUAUCUUCGCCCGCAUCGACCGAUUCCUUUUCUAAGAUGAUAGCCCGCGCCACGCCAACGCCUCUCAACGGCUACUAUCCCGCUUCUACUAUGACCUCUCCCCCCUUAAUUCAAAACGAGAUUCCCUCGCUUCAUCAGCAUAUUCACGAGGUUGCAAAUAAGAGAAUAUCGACUUUGGAUUACCUACGUAAAGCUCAUGAAGGUCGCAUCUACUGGUUUAAUACAUUGCUUUUCGACAAGCCCGACCUGGCUCGUAUGCCAUAUUUCGACAGCCGCAAGCUAGCUCAUCGUGCCACCAACUAUCUCCUACUCGGUCUUUCCCUACCGGCUGUUAUAGACCUCAAUUCGGGCACGCCGUUGGAAUUUCUCCGCUCUCUGAAUACCCUUCUCGCCGAAUUUGAAUCUUAUCAGCAAAUACAUACCGAGAAUGGCGUGAACACGAGCUCGCUUUCCCGCGCCCGCAUACCAAAUAUGUUUCGUAGAGGACCUGGUGGAAAAGGUCGGAGGCAGUCAGGUGCGAACGACUUAUACACGGAUACUAGCAACAACGGUCUCGCCAGCGGCUCGGCUGUGAACUCGAUGCCUACCAACGUUAUCAAUUUCGGGCUCGGUGGUGAGGGCAACGACCUUGUGCCCGGGGAAGAGUAUACGCACCUUCUAACGCCGAAUCUUCCUUUUGAUCCCGACUUUUUCGAAACGUUUGCUACGUUAUGCGAUGUACUAAUCGAUUGCUAUUCGAGACUCAUGUCCCUUCUCCCUACGCCGAAAGACUGUACUCCCAUUAUUGCCGAGCUGUUUACCAAAGCUGAUGCCAAGGUACGCAAGAUGAUUAUCCAGGGCGUGGUUAAGGAAUUCGAAGACUCGAGCCGAACAGGCUUGAAACAGGAGCUCGCUAGCGUGGGCAAGGUGGUGCUCGGUGGCUUGAUAUGAUACCUAGGUAAUAUCUACGUAUAUAUGUAUACGUAGUAGUGGGUUGGUGUUUUGAGGAUCACUUCCGGUUGAGGAUACCAAGUAGCAUGGGUUACAGGGCACAACGGCGUUCAAGUCUUCAGAUGGGAUGUCAUGCAUAUAAUGAUUCAGUACUACUUUACUACAAGGCCUAAUCACGACGAGCAUAUAAAUAUGCCUAAGUACUUAGGCGUUAUUGUUAGGUUACCUAGGCUUUAGACCAACGCUGUCAAUGUAAUAAUACAAACCACAAUGUGGGAACUCGCUUGACAAGCAAGAGACUGGAAGUGACGUCCAUCAGAUACCAUAACGCAUUUGUGUCUUCAACGAGCUAAACCAAUGGCUAGCCUCAGUGCUUGACUCUAAUACUGGUUCUCAUCACAUGAACUUUAAACCCCCACGAUUGCAA